Molecule: messenger RNA, 204 nt
Organism: Symbiodinium pilosum
Lineage: Eukaryota; Dinophyceae; Suessiales; Symbiodiniaceae
Source: the annotation of a GenBank genome assembly
AUGAUCUUCGAUGGCCGGCGCUACAACUGCAUUGCUUACUGGGCCAUGAUCCCUGUCUGUGGCGGAGCAGUCAUCAGCAGCUGGAGUGAGGCCAACUUCUCCCUGCUGGGAAGUGCUCUCUCAGCCCUAGCUGUCGCGUUCCGCGCCCUGUGCCCUGGUGUGGCUGUUCAUGAAGACGAUUAUGCAAGGAAGGCUGCUAUGUGA